Molecule: messenger RNA, 1410 nt
Organism: Lodderomyces beijingensis
Lineage: Eukaryota; Fungi; Ascomycota; Pichiomycetes; Serinales; Debaryomycetaceae
Source: the annotation of a GenBank genome assembly
AUGAUAAAUAAGAACCAAAACCUUCACUUGAACUUGAAAUUAGUCAACAACAACAAUGGCGUCAAGCAAGAGUAUAACUCAUCCAAUGGGUCUUGUUCGUCGGCAACUAUACCUUUUACUCCCAUCGACCAAACAUUGUCCACCCCUGUGGAGGCUCCGGUUCUGCCACGUGCAUACCAAGCACCGCCACCGUUGAAACACCAAACGCUGUACCUGUUUUACCAUCCAACUCAGCAACAACACGGAAGCAGCAGUGGCAUCUAUACUCACCCAUCAUACAGCCAAAGUGAUGAACAGCUCACUGACGUGGAUGAGCCAAGCACAUUCACCGGCAGUGGCUUAAGCAGAACUAGUACCCAUUCUAGGUAUAUGAACAACUCCAACGGUCCAAUGUCGAACUCGUUGAAGAACAGUUCCAUCUCAAACCUUUCACUUAACGAAAUUAAUGUCAUGACCUAUAAUCAGCAACAACAACAACAACAACAACAACAACAACAGCAACAGCAGCAGCAGCAACAAGGAAGCGCAUCCUCAUCGUCGUCCUCGGCUAGAUCUCGCUCCUCGCUGGUGAAUCUUCGCAAACAGUCGCUCACGAGAAACAACUCAAAUAGCUGGUUGCACGUUGGCAAUAUGCAUAACCUUAGACCGCAUGGCAUCAAUUGCGUGGGCGGACAUUCAGAGUUUAACGUGAGUUCGGAUUCAUUGAUGGACUAUGUGCCACAAGCAAUGAUCAACCGCGCCGCCCUUGGCUCUGCUGGCUCUGCUGGCUCUGCCGGCUCUGCCUUGUCUGCUGGCUCUAGUGGCUCCAUCUCGGCGGGUCCCUAUGGUCAAUUGCCACAAUUGCAAACAAAUCUCGUCAAUGGCCAAUUGAACUCUAUGAUGCUAGAUUAUCGUAUAGGCACGCCGCCAAUCUCCCACAAAGGGUCAAUAACGUCUACAAACUCGCCAACUUACACGCAAACCAUUCUGUAUGACCUGCAAUCACAAACCACAGGCAACAACAGCGAUAUUUAUUUGAAUUUGAGAAGAAACAAGAGCUCAUCAUCGUCUAGCAUUUCGUCUGCCACCUCUGGUAAUCGCUUUGCUGGAAUGGACAGUGCGAAUAUCCAAGCCUUGAACGCGUUGAAUGGAAGAAGCGCAAGCACCAGUGGCUAUGGCGCCAACUACUACCAUGCUAGUGGUUUGGGCUUGGGCUUGGAUUCACCUUUUUGCUCGGCAACAUCGAGUGCAGCAACUCCAGGUGAAGAGUAUUUCAGCAGCCAGCAACUGUCUCAAUCACAACCAAUCCCCGCGCAGCAACUGCCCGAGGAUAUGCCUAUUAUGGAAAACGAACGGUUAAAUUUGCCCGCUAACGUCUCGUUGAAUGAGAAAAAGAGAGAUUCAUUGAAAUUGAAAAGAGGAAUACAUUAG